This is a messenger RNA of Armigeres subalbatus, 1197 nucleotides long. RefSeq names its product collagenase-like. Lineage: Eukaryota; Metazoa; Arthropoda; Insecta; Diptera; Culicidae. The record is from RefSeq and is a predicted model, not a curated record. Gene Ontology annotation, biological process: proteolysis. The transcript has 3 exons. The coding region runs from base 151 to 975 and encodes 274 amino acids. Gene Ontology annotation, molecular function: serine-type endopeptidase activity.
CCGAAAAAUCCGCCUCUCGUUCAGAUUAGCACCAAUUGCUGGAAAUUUGACUUUCUGAUAGAUAAGCGCACCCACAUUGACCUGGGAUCCUUUAAAUAACGGCACUUUUGCGCGCCAACCGUUCAGUUCGCAUCGAUUCAGCCUUCAAACAUGAAAUUUUUGGCAGUGCUUGCUCUUGCCGUGGCAGCCGUUUCGGCUUCCGCAAUCCCCGAGCGCGAUGGUCGCAUCAUCGGUGGCGCUAUCGCCACGGCCGGUCAGUUCCCAUACGCCGUAGGUUUGAUCACCCGCAUCAACAUCCUGCUGUCUGGACAAUGCUCAGGAUCACUGAUUUCGAACCGAUUCAUCCUGACGUCGGCUGGCUGCGUCAAUGGAAUCCAGAGUGCCGUUGCCGUAGUGGGAGGACUUCGCAUCAACGAUUCAACCGAGCCUGGACAGGUGCGCAUGACCGUCACCGAGUUCAUCGUGCACUCCGGUUACGAACAAGAUGGGGAGUACUUUGACGUUGCCUUGGCCGUUUUGCCGUCACCAAUUACCUUCACUGACAACAUUCGCGCUGUGAGACUUCCGAACCGCCGCCAGGUGGGAUCUCUGUUCAAUGGCCAACAAGGUACCUUCAUUGGCUGGGGCCGUUUUGGAGAGGGAACCAGCAACUCCGAUGUGUUGCGUUUCGGAAACUCCCAGGUCAUAACCAACUUGGCUUGCCGUGUGAGCCUGCCAACCAACACUAUUCUGGAUGAGCAUGUCUGCACGGAUGGGUUGAACGUCGAUAUCAACCGUGGAUCACCAUGCCAGGGAGACAGUGGCGCCCCGUUGACCAUCACCGACGCCGACGGAAUCACAACCCAGAUUGGUGUGUUCUCGUUCCACUCGAUCUUGGGAUGCGACAGUGGCCGUGCCGCUGUUUACACCCGCAUGUCUGCUUAUCUGAACUGGAUCGAGCAGAACUCGGAUGUAGUGAUUGCCGAUGACUUUUGAGCUGCUUGUCGUUAUGCAUAGAUUGUGAUCUUGAAAUUAGCCAAAAUAAAUGUGCCGUUAUCUGAUUGAUAUUGGGCGGAUUAAAAUCGUACGAUUGAUGUUUAAAUCAAACGUAAUCACUGUUGUAUGUAAUCGCUUAUUACUUGGCUGCCUAUCUGAAAUGACGUAGGGUAGUGCGAUAAUACAAGGUGAAUUAUUUCUACAAUAAACCAAGAUAUGAAA